AUGAAAGGAGUUGGACGACAAUCAUUUCUCGUCGUGUUCGACUUCGACGAUACUAUCGUGGACUGUAAUACGGAUGAGGUGAUUCCUGCCGCUUUGGGUCGUGGUGAUCUUCAACGCGCUCUCAUUGCCGAAGGAAAAAUUCAAUGGACUACGCUCAUUGACACAUUGAUUGCACCUUAUUCACGAGAUGAAAUUGUAAAGGCUGCUGAAGAUAGUGUUAGUAUCGACCAUGAUAUGCCUUCCGUUUUCAACUAUCUGCGAGAGAUGCAAGAGAGGUACAGUGUGCCUCUUUACACUGGGGGUGAAGUCCGAGAAGCGAAAAAAAUUGAAGCUGAGUAUGUACCUAAAUUCCUUGAGGUUGACAUUGUCAGUGCUUCUAACCUGCUCUUUAUUGAGGCCUCACUGCAAGCCCGUCUGCCUGAGAUUUUUGGACUACUUAGACAAGUUCACAGCAACCCGUACUACGAAAUACAUUCUACAGGUGUGAAGACUGCCAAAAGUAAACCCUGCUAUGAAACUUAUAUUCCAGAAUUGAGUAUUAAUGAAGCAGACGAGGCAGAACGAGAUGGAAUUUACAAUGCGCAAAAAACUCGACGCUCACGUGUUUCCUGGUACGAACCCCUUGGUAAUAUUUGUGAGGGCUGCCUUGAACUUGGGGUGCAGACCAUAUGCAAAUCCAAGGCCAUGCAUCGCAUCCUCAGCACAACCUCGCUAAUCGAUCCCACCAUUAUCUAUGUUGGAGAUGGUCUCAAUGAUAAUUGCCCCGUAAUGAGUGUGUUAAGACCACGCGAUUUUGUAUUCGCGCGGCGUAACUUUCGGUUACAUAAGGUUCUGAGUAAUGGCCAUGGUGGGUGCUGUAGCGUUGGACUUUGGGAAAACGCAAAAGAAUUGCUUCAGCUCUUCCAGACUGUGAUGGAGAACUCCACCAUCCGUUUGCCUACCAUGGUGAGGUUUCGUGACGUGAGUAAUUAUGAAUUUCGUACGGUAACUCUCGAAAAACGCACGGUCGAUAUUCUGAAACGCGCAAUGAGUGCCAAUAAGGAUCAUUUAUCAGCGUCUGGAGUAAAGCGUCUAGAGGAGUUGAUAAAGAGUAUCCGAUCUAACGGGGUUGUUCCAGCACUUCCUGGUCAACGUAUAGUGCCGACUUGGCUGCGAAACUACGCCUUCGUCGCGGAGCACGAUCGUUGUCCAGUGAAGCCUCAGGAUCGUGCUGAAUGGGUUACCUUGAAGGAGGAACUAAGCAUUUGCGGCCAGAGUGAGCGUGUGUUGCCGGUCCCGCGUUGGGGGCAGAUUCCUUGGCUUCUCGGUGAAAUUCUCCUUCAGCACAUUUAUUGGCAGUAUGUUAUGCUCAAAGAGGAGCCUGCCGUUCCGAUUGCCAAAGUGAAAAUGUCGGGGGAUGGCGACACCUCUCAGGAUGAAAGAAACACCCAAAGAGGUGUGGUAAAUCUCAUCACACCUUACAUCAUGCAUAACCCCCUUUUCUCGCAGGAGUGCAAAGUUGCGCGAACGUCAGGUAUGUUUAGCCCAGGUAUUAAUUCCUACCAAAACUUAAAUACCGAAUUUCUGGUACGUUCACCUCUGGUGGCGCAAGACGGUAUAGUUGUGCAGGUGUUUUAUCCCAAUCACACUUCAUCUUCCCAGGAGAAAGCGCAAACAAAGAAAACAGGCUGGGGGGAAACACUACCCUACACGCGUUUGGUGGAUCCUGUAGGCGACUCUAUCCUUUAUCUCGAAAAUUCAUCGAUGGCAUCCGCAAGCCGUGCUGGAGGAGAAGCGAGCAGUGUGUUUGCACCCUAUCGCGAUAUAUUUUUGCAGGAAAAGGAAGGGCUUACCAAAAACUUUGUUAAAACUCGAAUCGUACCGAUUCUGGCUUGCGAGCCAUGGGGAGCGUCGCUUGAGUUUGUUGACGUGCUGCUGCGGUGGAUGCUUUGGGGUAAUGGCCUUGAUUUGUCCAUGUUUACACUAGAGGAGCUGAAGAACACACAGGGAGGAUCCCAUGGGAGACGAGACAAAGGUCGUAAUGAUGGUUUAAGCACCAGUGAGAACGUUAUGGCACAAGAGCAAACGGAUGGACUGCGUGAUGUGGAAGCACUUAUUGUGAAAAAGAAAGACGAUCAUAUCAUUGGGAAUGACCUCGAGUGUCUUGCUCACUAUAUCAAAUCUGUUCUUCGUUGUCAACAAGCCCGAGCCUUGACUAAAUCUUCCUCGUCCACAGCGAAUCACCAAGCCGUAAGUUCAUCCGAUGCCACCACCGCUGCAGUUGAAGAGCCACCUUGCCAGAUCGAUAUUGUUAUGGACAACGUCGGCGUGGAGUGUAUCUCCGAUCUGUGCUUUGGUUUAUGGUUUAUCCAGCAAGCGGCAUCCAACGGAUCGCCGGCAGGAUCUGUGGUGUACCACGUGAAACCUCAUCCGUACUACAUAUCCGAUGUUACAGCCUGCGACUUUAAUAGGAUGUUUACCCUUUUGGAAACCUUCUACAACAAUUCGGAAAAGGAUACCGCUUUUUCAGAUGAGGAAAGGGAAUUUAUUCGAAGUGCAUUGGAGCCCUUUAUAAGCCGCGUGCGUGCGGCUUUUAAGGAGGGGCGCUUUCGCAUUGAUGCCGAUACAGCGUGGACUCAGCCAUGUGAAUACCGUGACCUUCCACCUCGUCUGAUAAACCGCUACUUUUUCUCACAGCGCGUGACCGAGGCACGCUCGACCAUCCCUGGGAUGUUGAAUCCAGAAGUGGGGACCUCUAAAAUCUCUGCCAGUGAGAUUUUCCGCAUGAACAAAGCGCACUUUGCGGCUCGGACCUCGCUGGUGAUCUUCAAGGGUGACCUUAACUACCGCCGGGUUGUGGGAGAUCGCCAUUGGGACCGAGAUGAUUUUAUGACCUCGCUGGAUUUGGCGUCUGCGGGGCCCGCGGUGGAGGAGGUGGUGCAGGACACCCCGACGGCGGCCCCCAGCUUCCGGGACAUCGUCUCUGCGUACUGGCCGACACACGUGGUGCCGGUCUGCUGCAUCCGAACGAUCAAAAGCGAGUGCUGUGUAGGCGUCCCCAAGGCCGUGAAGGAGGCCUUGGACAGGAAUUACGGCACCCACCGUCGCGGAGAACCGUCCGAGGGCGGCAAUUCGAUGGGAAGAUCCUGGUCCCUUACGGGUAAAGAAGGUUUAAUUCUGUUUGCUAAUUAG
Molecule: messenger RNA, 3171 nt
Organism: Phytomonas sp. EM1
Lineage: Eukaryota; Euglenozoa; Kinetoplastea; Trypanosomatida; Trypanosomatidae
Source: the annotation of a GenBank genome assembly